Molecule: messenger RNA, 2057 nt
Organism: Trichoderma atroviride IMI 206040
Lineage: Eukaryota; Fungi; Ascomycota; Sordariomycetes; Hypocreales; Hypocreaceae
Biological process (GO): glycolytic process; intracellular glucose homeostasis; glucose 6-phosphate metabolic process
Cellular component (GO): mitochondrion; cytosol
Molecular function (GO): ATP binding; fructokinase activity; glucokinase activity
Source: RefSeq, a predicted model, not a curated record
GGUGGCCGUCGCCCGAGAUUGCAUCAGCACGGGGCAGGUUCCAUUCCCUCUUCCAUCACCGCUGCCUUGGAGUCUCUUCUGCACUCUCUUUCUGCCUUCUCGGUUCUGCCCCAGGUCCACCAGUCCCGUGUCCAGAGUCGUGCCUGUCGAUCGUGGCUUGUCUCUGGUUCUGCCACUUUGCCCUCCUACGACGUCGCUUUCUCAUCCUUGCGAGGCAUAGUACAGUUUUUCGGCGCUUCUUUUGCUGCGAUCCUACCACCACCACCUCACCCUCGUUUACCUAGAGACUCUCCUACUUUCUUUACUACCCAAAGCUGAAUCCUCCUUUAUAUCAGCCUCAUCUCGCCCUAGCCUCAUCCUAGAUCCUAUUUCUCCCGGCUACUUCUUCCUUCUUUACAACCUUCUAUUCUCGGUUUAUGUCUGUUUAAUCCAAAUCAGCAAUGACCCAAUUUCGGAAAGCAUUCAUGGCCGCCGUUGUCAAGAGCCUGCUGCGAGGCAAGACUCUGAUACAGGCCAUCCUGUCCUACUGGUUGUCGGGAAACAAGAAGAGCAAAGAAACCGGCACACAGAAGAAGUCUCUCCAGCAGUUCCUAAAGGAUGCCGAGGCCGCCCUUGUCGGCCCCAUCAGCGGCGAUGGCCUGCAAGAGCUGUCCGUCAAGUUAAAACAGCAGAUUCUCGACGCACUCCAGGCAGAUGUGCAGUGCAUGCUUCCCUCAUACAGCCACCAGUUGCCAGUGGGCUCCGAAUAUGGGCAGUUUUUGGCCCUGGAUGUGGGAGGAUCGACACUGCGGGUUGCCCUGGUCGAAUUACGAGGACGGGAAAAGGGUUCUGAAAAUGCCACCGAGAUUGUGAGCAUGCAAAAUUACCGCAUCACCAAGGAGGUCAAGGAUUUGGAGGGAAUCGCCUUUUUUGAGUGGAUGGCUGCGCGUAUUACAGAGACGAUCCAAACCACCCUCAAUAGAGAGCACAGUGUCGAAAAGCCGCUGCCGGUUUCGAUGGCAUGGAGCUUUCCUAUCGAUCAAACUUCCCUAGGUGGUGGCAAGCUUUCGCCUAUGGGCAAAGGCUUUUUGGCCGAUAUUGGUCUUGUUGGACAAGAUUUGGGAGACAUCGUUAAGACCGCAUGCAAAAACCAGAACCUCAACGUCGAGCUCAAAGCGAUUCUCAACGACUCGAGUGCCUGUCUCCUAUCCCGAGCUUACUCCCAUUCUUCAACCAGAUUUGGCCUCAUUUUGGGUACCGGUGUCAACAUCGCCGCCUACUUGCCCGUCUCAGCCAUCAGCCGAUCAAAAUUCGGCGAGAGACCAGCGGGCUGGUUCGAUGAAGCAUCUCACGUCAUCGUCAACACGGAGCUCGGCAUGUUUGGGUCCAAAAUCCUGCCCUUGACUCGAUGGGACCGCCAGCUCAGUAAGGAGCAUCCUAGACCCGACUUCCAGCCCUUGGAGUACAUGACCAGCGGCAUGUAUCUCGGCGAGAUUGUCCGCUUGAUCUUAGUGGAUGCUAUCCAGACAACUGGCCUCAUGGGUGGCGUCGUUCCUCCCUCCCUGACUGAGCUAUAUUCUUUGGGCACCGAAACCAUCUCAACGAUCGAGGGUGACACCACUGCCGACCUAUCAGAGGCUAUCAGCUGCUUCUCUGAGAAGCAUCCUUCAUCCCACGCUCCUAGCGUCAUUGAUAUGAGCGCCAUCAAGGCAAUUGCAUCUUUCGUUUCAGUACGAUCAAGCGCACUGAUCGCUUCCGCUGUCUAUGCUCUUUGGGAUAUUCGUCAAGAGGGCGACCAAAAGCUGCUCACUACCCUCCCCGAAUCCUCUCCUCUUCGAAUCACGGUUGAAGAGGACCUUAACAUGGAGAAGACUACCGUUGCAUUCAAUGGCAGUGUCAUCGAGCAGUACCCUGGAUACUUGGCUAGUUGCCAACGAUACAUCAGCGAGCUGCUGGAAAGCAAGCCAUCUGGCGAAAACAAGUCCAUUGAGCUUGUCUCUGCCAAGGAGAGCUCAUUGACAGGAGCUGCUGUGGCCCUGGCUUGUUUGGACUCAUAGGAGGGAUGAAAGCAAACCAGC